AAUUGGCGUUCAUUGAAAUCUCUCAUCCAGAGUGCUCAAAGGGCCUAUAUAGUCUUUUCCCAAGCUUCUUCCUCCGACGCUCCUUCAAUACAAUUCCCUUUUACCAAUUUCUUCUCCAAGUUCUUUUCUCGUCUGCCAAUUAUUUUAUGGAGACUCCGUCGUCGAGCACCCUUGCGCUGCCGAAACCAUUACCAAGUCGUCCAAGGUCAUCGCCUUCGUCGAGAGCAUCAUCAGUCCCUGAACUUGAUUCAUCAACCGACAGAGAACGCAGUUCAACAGAAACUGCUAUUUUCACAAUCUACUCCAUGUACGGUGACGACGACGAAGCACAAACCAGCUGGACUGCAUCUUCUACUUUCGAGGAUCCUUCCAAGGAACUUGACUUGACCUUGGGGGACAGCUUCACCUACAGUAACUUCUUUAAUCAACGAACUUCAUAUGUUUCCAAUACCGACACCACUUAUAUCGACCUUUCCUCAGACAUGAAGCCUUUUAGCAAGCUGUCUAACCCUCACGAUCGGACACGGACAUCGGCUACAUCCAAUGGUUCUGCCCACUCAUCCUAUCCAUCCCCAAUUCCAAGUUAUGCUACUACUUCUCAUGGAAGAGACACGCUAGAACUUCCUACACGUUCCAAGCGCGUUCCUCUCACACCAAGUCGCCACCAAAGUGAUCUCACUUCAUGUAGUUCUUCAACUGACAUAGACGCCGUUUUACCUCCUGUAUCACAUCUUACGCCUCCCCAUAGUCGUCCACCAUCCCUGCUGAGAAGGACGGAAUCACCUGUCCCUGAACCUACUCUGAUUCUUACCCCACCACAGCCGAUAUCUUCUUUGAUCCCACCGCCCUCUCAAUCUCCAUCUUCUUCUCCCACCACACAACAGCAGUCAAAAUUAAGCUGUCCUUCUAGCAAAACCUCACUCGUCCCCUCGCUGGCAGAAGGUGAAGACCUGGACGCGUUCCACGUGCGAAGCACCUAUGCACACCUGAACGCGAUUGGUGUCAGGGGUGAUGGCUACGAGGAGGGCGUGGAGCGCACACGCGCACGAAUCCGUGCCAGUAGAGGAAGUGAACUACGUGCGGAGGCUGCUCUAGCUGGUCCCUCAGAGAGAUCACGAGACCUUGAAGCUGAAGAGCUCAACGUACUGUCAAGCUUAGAUCGCUAUGGAUUCUUCUUCGUACCAUCUCAUGACCGACUGAUCCGACUUCCAUCUGGUCCUCUACUCAAACGAUUAGCACCUGUCAGGGCUGGUUCAAAGUCAGCUCCGAGCCAUGCUGUGUCCGUCAGCUCUUUGCCCGCAGCUUCAUCUCCGCUCAAGGAACAGAUGCGGGUUGCCAAGUGGGACAGGAUGCUGGAAGUCCUGAGUCGAGACAGUGGCGGGAAUAUAGAAUCGUGGAUUGUCAAGCCAUCGAAAGCACACAAACUUCGUCAGAGGGUAUACAAGGGAAUCCCUGAUAGGUGGAGAAGGGCAGCUUGGGAGGUGCUCAUGAAUCGGUUUUCGAAAUCCGGACGUGAGGCGAUCGAAAAGCUGGGAGAUUGCUAUCAGCAAGACUUGGAGAAACCCUCGAGCUACGAUAUUCAGAUCGAUUUGGAUGUGCCAAGAACGAUCAGCGGUCAUAUCCUGUUUCGCACGCGGUACGGACUAGGACAACGGUCCCUGUUCCACGUCCUGCACUCCUUCUCGUUACAAUGUUCUCAAUGUGGUUAUGUGCAGGGCAUGGGCCCUAUAGCAGCAACCCUGCUAUGCUACUUCGAACCUGAAAAAGUUUAUGCUGCUCUUUCCCGCUUACAUGAUACCUACAACAUGCACUCCAUCUUUUCCCCCGGUUUUCCAGGAUUGUUGCAGGCCAUUUAUGUCCAGGAACGAAUCAUGGAAUCGAAGAUGCCGGACGUGUACGCUGCGUUCAAGAAACACAUGAUCUCUACGACUUCAUACGCGACCAAGUGGUACAUCACGCUUUUCGCCAAUUCCGUCCCUUUCCAGACGCAGCUCCGGUUAUGGGACGCGUAUCUCCUGGAAGGAGAAGAUCUUUUCACCGCCGUGGCAGUGGCCAUCGUAUGGGUCUACCGAGAUCACAUCACAUCCAGUUCCGCAAAUUUCGAGACCAUACUCUCCCCUUCUCUCUUCUUUCUUCGUACCCGAAGACGACGACACGCUUCUAUCCUGGAUAGAACGCAUGCUCGGCGACAAAAAGCUGCGAUCACAGAUGGCGCAGUGGCGUCUGGACUGGACCGAGCUGGUCGCGUCUGGCAAGGAUGGCGAUGCGCUUCUAUAACGUCACCUCCCAGCCUCUCUCGGGCUUAUUAUCUCCACCCCCUCCUUUGAUGCUGCUUUCGUCCUUAAUCAUAUCCCUCUUUGUCUUGAUAUCAGAAUCUUGCAUUAUUAUUGGAACGCUUGGUAUAUAUUGCGACUGCAUCACUGUCGUUGUACUCACUCUCACUGCCAUUUUUCGCAUCAUUAAUGGAACCAAUCAAAUGCAAAUGCAAUCUUUAUGAACGCCAACGGGGUUUCAUUCUCCCAACCUCUCCUCGUUAACGUUUGGC
This is a messenger RNA of Suillus paluster, 2545 nucleotides long. RefSeq names its product rab-GTPase-TBC domain-containing protein. The transcript is spliced from 4 exons. The record is from RefSeq and is a predicted model, not a curated record. NCBI's taxonomy places the organism in Eukaryota, Fungi, Basidiomycota, Agaricomycetes, Boletales, Suillaceae. The annotation marks the transcript as partial.